Messenger RNA from Macrobrachium nipponense, 2571 nucleotides. RefSeq names its product trichohyalin-like. Bases 1 to 2571 code for a protein of 856 amino acids. NCBI's taxonomy places the organism in Eukaryota, Metazoa, Arthropoda, Malacostraca, Decapoda, Palaemonidae. The transcript is spliced from 2 exons. The record is from RefSeq and is a predicted model, not a curated record.
AUGCGAAUUAAUAUGAAUGUUUCAAAUGUUGUACCUGUUGCAAAUAUUGCAACUGAUGCUGGACCAAAGAUGGAAAUCGGUGCAUCUGCGCAGGAAGUCGAUUGCAGGAGAGUCGUCGUCCCCACCAUUACCUUAGAGGAAUAUCAAGACUUCGAGGAAUCAGACUAUGAGGAAUCAGACGUCGAGGAAUCAGAGUCUGAAGAAUCAGACGUUGAGGAAUUAGAAUUCGAGGAAUCAGAUACUGAGGAAUCAGAUUUUGUGGACUCAGACGUUGAAGAAUCUGAUUUAUUGUUUGCAGAAGAAGACUUGCAGGAGGAGAGCGCCCUUUUGCGUAAGAAAUUAAGAGAGCCCGUCAACAUAAUUGACGACGUAGACACACUCGUGAAAGAAAAGGAAGAUGAAAAGGAGGUAACAAACGUCUGCGACAAUAAGAUGGAGGACAUGGCUCGUCAGAUCCAAGAUCUAUUGGCCAAUGAGAAGAAAAUGAAAAAAUAUCACGAGGUCUUGGAAGAAAAAUUAAAAGACACCUUUUAUUUAGUGGUGGAAAUAGAAAGGCGUUUGGAAUUGAAAGAAGCUGAAAAGGUAGAUGUAAUAAGGCUCUAUGACUAUCAGAUGGAGGGAAAGGAUCAUCAGAUCCACGAUUUGAUGGCUAAGGAGGAGACACUCAAAAACGACCACCGGAUUUUGGAGGAAAAAUUAGAAGACGCUCUUAGUAAGAUGGAGGAUAUGGAAAAGUUAUUGAAAGAAAAAGAAGAUGAAAAGAUAGAUUUAAUAAAUCUCCAUGUGGAGCAGGUCCAAAAUUUGUUGGCUAACGAGGAGGCCCUACGAAAGGAUAAUGAGCUCUUGAAAGAUAAGCUAAGAGAGGCCCUCGGUAACAUGGAGAAUUUGAUUGCAGAAGAAAAUAAAAUGAAGGAAGCUGAUGAGGUUUUGGAAGGAAAGUUACAGGAGGCCCUUUGUAACAUAGAGGUUAUGGAAACCGUUUUGAAGGAGAAGGAGCGAGAAAACACCGAGCUGACAAUUCAUUGUCAAACUCGGAUUGAGAAUAUGGAUCACCAAAUGCAAGAUUUGUUAGCUAAAGAAGAGGAACUUAAAAGGGAUAAAGAGCUCUUGGAGGAGGAAUUAGAGGAGGCCCAUAAUAGCAUACGAGAUAUAGAAAGGCUCUUGGAGAUAGAAGGAAAGGAAAAAAGAGAGCUGACAAAUCUUUAUAACAAAAUGGUCGAGAACAACGACCAUCAGAUAAGAGAUAUGUUGGCUAACGAAGAUAAACUGAAGACAGACAAAACACUCUUGGAAGAAAAACUAGAAGAGUCGGCUAAUCGUAUGCAGGAUUUGGAAAGCCUCUUAAAGGAAAAAGAGGAGGAAAAAACAGAGAUGACAAGUCUCUAUGACAAAAUGAUUGCGACCAGAGACCAGCAGAUCAAAGAUUUGUUAGCUAACCAAGAUAAACUGAAGGAGGAACAAGAGAUAUUACAAGAAAAAUUAGGCAAAGCCCUCUCUAGUGUCAAAGAAGAACAAGAUUUCAAAAUCGAAAUUAAAAAGCGAUGGCUACUGGAGAUAAGUGAGAAAAAUAGAGAGCUCGAUAUGUUGAGGAAGUUAUGUGAGGAUUAUGAUGAGAGCCAGAGACAUCUAGAGAAAAAAUUGGGAGAAAAUUUAAACGAAGUGCAGAAAUUAUGGCUCUCACUGAAAAAAGCAGAAGACUCACUUACGGAGACAUGUAGUUUGGUGAAGGAGAAAGAAGAAGCUCUUGUUAAAGUGAGAACUCGGUGCGAGGAACAGGGCAUGGAGCUUGAGAGGCUUCGACAACAGGGAAUACAUUUACAAGGAAAACUUCAGAAGAAGGAGGUAGAUUAUGAAAGUUUAUCAUCCCAAAGAAAUGAGCUGGAAACUCUCUUACAUACAGAAAAAGAGCUGUUGAGAGACAAGGAGAGGGAAAUAACUGACUUGAAAAUAAGAUAUCAGCAGAUAUUAGUAGAGAAGGAGCAACAAGAAAAAAGCUUGCUAGAACAGAAUGACUGCUUGCAAAAAGAGGUAGCGAGCUUGCAAGUUGGCCAGGUAGUUGCUAUGAGCAACGAGGAGAAAUUGAAAAGCGAGUUGAAAUUCGCAGAGGAAAGAGUCCUAAAUUUCAUGAUGGCUGAGAAACAGAACCUGCAUACAAUUGAAAAGCUUACAAAAGAAUGUGAACUGUUAAAGGAGAAAUGUAGGACACUAGAGGGAAGUAUGGCAAAGGCAGAAAAAUGUGCCAGAGAACAGCAAAGGAUGCAGGAAGAAGCAUUAAGAAUGCAAGAUAAAUACAUGUUGAUGGGCCUUCUCCACAGGAUUGCUCAAAGGGAUUUUGAGUUAGAACGCAUUGCAAGGGAGGAGCAUGAGAUCACAGAGGCUGAAGGAGAGAAACCAGGAACUGAAAGUGAAGAUCUUGGGCAUGAAGAUAAUCAGGAGUUCAGCAAUGCCCAGGAUGACAAUAGAGGAUACUUAAGGAGGCAAUGGUUGGAUGUAACCAACAUCGUAGAAGACAUUCUGUAUAGGGAUGAAAGGCCUCCAGAGGAAGAAAGAGAUGUAGAGCCGAACCAUUAG